Molecule: messenger RNA, 993 nt
Organism: Penaeus monodon (black tiger shrimp)
Lineage: Eukaryota; Metazoa; Arthropoda; Malacostraca; Decapoda; Penaeidae
Product: casein kinase I-like
Exons: 3
Coding region: 1-993 (330 amino acids)
Biological process (GO): protein phosphorylation
Molecular function (GO): ATP binding; protein kinase activity
Source: RefSeq, a predicted model, not a curated record
AUGGCGGCCGCCGCCAUAUUGGAAUUCUCCCCUAACUCUAUCGGACACAUCUGCAUGAAAAAGGAACCGCAGACGGCUGAAACUAAGGCAACACAAGAGCGGCAUCUCGGAAAGCUUGGUUCCCAGGGCACAGCGCGCAGGGCGCUCGCCGACGCCCAGCUGUGCCUGCUGGGGAAGGGCUCCAACGGCAGCGUCUGCCUCGUGCGCUACGAGGGCCAGCUGUGCGCCCUCAAGACGGGCCUGAAGGCGUGCUACACUGCCGCCUUCGAAAAGGAGGCCGCCAUAAUGGCCAAGCUGGGGGGAGCGGGGGGCGCCCCCCUCCCCCUGGGUUUCUGCCCCGAGACUCCCGCCCUCCUAAUGACCUUCUGCGGCUCGCGCAGCCUGGAGGACCGCAAGGACCUGGGCGACCAAGUCCUCCUCCAGAUCGGCGUCCGCCUGGCCCAGGCCCUCCAGGAGGUGCACCUCCACGACAUCGUGCACUGCGACCUCAAACCCGACAACGUAACCCUCCAGUUCGCCGAGGACGGCCGCCUGCACUCCCUCCACGUCAUCGACUACGGCUUCGCGUGCGCCGUGGGCGGCUCGCUCCCCCGCAGGAGGACGCAGAACCCCAAGCCGUGGUACUGCCACUGCUUCUACAACGGCACGCCCAUGCGCAAGGAGUGCGACGUGCAGGGACUCGGCUACGUGCUCGAGCUCCUGGAGGAGGCCAUGACGCUCGAGUCGCCCGCCCUCGACGAGCUCAUCGCAAGGGCCUUCGAUCCCGAGCACGAGAAGCGACCGACGCUGCAGGAGGCGGAGGCCUUGCUGUCCGGCCUGCUAGCGAGCCUCAGCGAGACCGAGGCCGACGUCGAGGCCGAGGAGACCCGGGAGGCGCAGGAGGAGCGGCGCGAGGCGCGCAGCCUUCCGCUGCGACUCCCCGCGUCCUGCGGGCCUCCGUCGGCGCCUGCCUUCCUCUCGCUGCAGACGGAAGGAGGGAAGCAAGGGAACUGA